AUGUUACAAAUUACAAACACAACAUUGCGUCCACUCACUUUUCCACACACAGAAACUUUACUGUCAGACAAUCCAACAGUUUCAUCAUUCGGAAUUACAACUUCAGUAAGUGAUAUUGUACCAAUUAAUUUGAAUUACACGACUUCUGCGUUCAAAUAUAGUUCUUCUAUGUUUUCAAUUAUUCCAUCGGCAAUUGGUCUGCCUCAAAAUACACAUAAAAAUAUGAAUGACACAAUACAAAGAAACACACAACAUGAAGAAAUUUGUCAUCAGAUUACAUCAACAAGAGAAAUUCAUCUCCAAAAUCAAGAACAUUUCUCAAAUGCAAUUUCUUCACAAACACAAAAUUUAUUAAAUGAUUCCUCAACAGUUGAACACCAAAAUGAAAUGGAGUCUGAAGAUUUAACAUGUGAAGUGUCAGAACUUGAAAACUUUGUUGAGGAACUGUUCAAUUUCAACGACGGUGUUUUUGCGUUAUACACUGUAACUCCAUUUAGUGAUUACGAUGACGAGGAAAUUUCGAGACAGUUAAUUCAUUUUUGUAAAGCUCCAAUUGGAAUCGAUUUAAUUAAAUUUAAAGGAGCUUGUGACAUACUGUUUUCAGAUUCAUCAAAGGACGAAAAAGUUACAACACAACAACAACGAAAAAAAGUUUUGACUCAUAAACGUAAAGUUGUUCAAAACAUCAUAAAUCAUUUGACAACCAAAUACAAAUUUUCUGAAACAUGUUGUUCAAUUUUGAAACAAUCGUUAGUGAUUUCUUCAUCUCAAUUGACUCCAGAAGCAGUUGAUAUAUAUAAAAAACUCGCAGUUAGUUUUAGAAGUGCGCGUCGUCGACUGAAGAGUGAAAACAGUAUCACAUCGACACAACUUAUUAACGAUGUUAGAAAUUGUGUAUGUUUUGCCAUAGCAACUGAUACGUAUAAAAAGGAUGGUAUAACAUUUGUCGCAAUUUUUAUUCGUGUGUGCAUGAAAUUUGAUUUUUAUGAGUGUCCCCUUUUGUUGUCAGAGUAUUACGGAGAAAGUGAUGGUGAAUCAAUGUGUGAAUGGAUAUUCAAUGCACUUGCUUUCGAUAUCAAUAAAGAAGUGUUAUUCCCAUUGCGCAAAUUUAUUGGCAGCACACAAGAUGGUGCAUCGGCAAAUAUGGGUUGUGAUAACGGCAUGAUUAAACAUAUGCAAAUGAAACUAGUUCCUAUAAAAAAUCCAGAAGGUAAUAUAAUCGAAAGAAAGUUUUAUGGAGUACACUGCCCCGCUCAUAGAUGCAACUUGUUUGCACAAGAUGUAGGAAUGGAAGCACCAUUUGAUAUAGUGACAACAUUUAUUAAAUGGUUGUGUAAUUCAACGAAGCUAAAAGAAUACUACACUUUUUGCAAUUCCAACAACAUAAAGAAAUGUAAAUUGUCCACUUACUCUGCAACAAGGUGGAAUUAUAUGGCAAAUUCUUCGUCUGCAAUUUUGAAAAGCGAAUCUUUAAU
Messenger RNA from Entamoeba invadens IP1, 1475 nucleotides. RefSeq lists its product as hypothetical. The transcript has a single exon. Lineage: Eukaryota; Evosea; Mastigamoebida; Endamoebidae. The record is from RefSeq and is a predicted model, not a curated record. The annotation marks the transcript as partial.